CUUUCUCUUUAUAUUUUAAUUUAUUAAAUAUGUCAGAACAUGACCAUGACAGUGGAAUGGGACACAGUCAUAAUCUCGAUCCUUCACUGUUUGAUGAGAGUGCAGCAACAAAUGAACCUAUUGGUUUAAUCAUGACACUUCAUAUUGCAUUUAUGGUGACAUCGUUUGGCAUAUUAUACCCUUUAGGCAUGGUCUUGGGAUUAGCUAAAAAUAAAUGGCAUGUACCAACACAGGUUUUAGCAUCGACUUUAUUCGUCAUUGGUUAUUUUCUAGCUCAUGCACACAAUGGCAGAAACUAUGAGCCACAUAUAGCUCAUCGAUGGUUUGCUGAUAUCGUCAUCUGGACAGUACUCAUUCAAUUCGGACUGGGUGUCUAUCUAAAGCUUCAUUUAGAGAAAAGCAUUCAUGGUAGGAUACGACCUGCACUUGUCAAGAUUCAUAAAAUCACUGGAGCAGCUAUUCCAGUCAUUGGCUAUGUUCAGAUCGUGCUUGGUGUGAUAGCCUCACUUGGUUUCUGUUAUGGAGAUCAUACAGGCCAAUGCUUGGCUCACUUCAUCAUGGGCUCAUCUUUUGUUGGCUAUGGUAUCUUGCUAUUGUUAUCUUUGCGUGUAGGCGGGCCAUGGUUGUUACGCAGAGGACAGAGUCAAGAAUGGUAUGAUAGCUGGGUCAUUAUGCUUUGGGGUAUUGUCAACACUUUCACAGAACACAGAUGGGGACAGCCUUGGAAUCAUGGAGACUAUCAGCAUACAUCUAUGGGUAUCAUCUGGUGGGCUGCAGGAUUGGUAGGCAUCGUACUAAGUCGUAACGGGAAACGAUCUGUUAUACCUUCUGUGUUGAUCAUCUUGACUGCAGUUUCUUUCCAAGGACAUGCUCAACAUGUCGCCAACAGUGGUGCUAUUCAUUCGUAUUUUGGAUACAUGCUCAUGGCUGGUGGGUUAAGCCGUAUUAUUGAAAUUUGCUUUAUCUGGAAAGAAGGACAAUAUGACACCAUAUCGCCCUGGCAAUAUCUUCCACCUCUAACAUUGAUACUGUCUGGUCUAUUAUUUAUGGGAUCAACAGAAGAACAACUCGGGCUACUCGCAUAUAUGGGCAUAGAUAUUAGCUCAUAUAUGAACGUCUUGCUUUCAUUUGGACUUGUUGUUUUCUUAUUUGCCUUUUGUUUAAUUUAUCUUUGGGAAAAGUUGACACAUUAUCCAAACCAUAACAAUGAGGGAUACACAGAAGUGGAUAGUGAAAACACAAUAUUGGAUGCUUCUAGUGCGUUUCUUGAAGAUGAUGACGAUCAAGAUGAAGAUGCAGUGGAACUUAAGCCAACACAUAGAAAUAAUAACCGUUAUGAAUAAAGUAGUAUUUUUUAUUCUACAAGGACAUCUGUUACUAAUCGUCCGAAAUAUGUCUGAAUAAUUUCCGAAAAGGUACGACUUUAUUAAUUUAUUAUUGAUGGG
This is a messenger RNA of Rhizopus microsporus ATCC 52813, 1445 nucleotides long. RefSeq lists its product as uncharacterized. Bases 30 to 1343 code for a protein of 437 amino acids. Lineage: Eukaryota; Fungi; Mucoromycota; Mucoromycetes; Mucorales; Rhizopodaceae. The record is from RefSeq and is a predicted model, not a curated record. The transcript is spliced from 5 exons.